Messenger RNA from Agrilus planipennis (emerald ash borer), 3085 nucleotides. It is a transcript of the gene LKRSDH, whose product is annotated as alpha-aminoadipic semialdehyde synthase, mitochondrial. Gene Ontology annotation, molecular function: saccharopine dehydrogenase activity. Gene Ontology annotation, cellular component: cytoplasm. The coding region runs from base 132 to 2987 and encodes 951 amino acids. The record is from RefSeq and is a predicted model, not a curated record. The transcript is spliced from 8 exons. Lineage: Eukaryota; Metazoa; Arthropoda; Insecta; Coleoptera; Buprestidae.
AUGAAAGGGUAAAUUAUUAACCCCCAAAAGAGCAUGCUAUAUAUAAUAGGUGAAGUUCACCUCUAUCCAGCUUCCGAUCUAUUUAUAUUUACUUUACUUUUAAUCUAUUUUAACAUCUUUUACUAUGUGAAAUGCGAACUUUUCAUUGCGGACAUCGUGUCGUAACAUCAUAUGGGAACCACCAUGAAAAUUCCACAGUGUGCAAAUUAAUACCUACAGCGUUAAGUUUCAUCACAACUGUUGGGGCAUCAAAAAAGGUAAUAGCAAUUCGAAGAGAAGAUCAAAGUGUAUGGGAACGGAGAGCCCCAUUUGCUCCAACGCACGCAAAGAAACUGGUAAAGGAUGGCAUCAAAGUUAUCGUACAACCCAGCAACAGAAGGGCAUAUCCCAUGCAAUCAUAUCUUAAUUCGGGUGCAAUUGUACAGGAAGACAUAUCAGAAGCAAACGUCAUUUUUGGCGUCAAACAGGUCCCUAUUGACCAGUUGAUCCCAGAUAAAACAUACUGCUUCUUUUCACACACGAUAAAGGCCCAGGAGGCAAACAUGCCGAUGUUAGAUGCUAUUUUAGAGAAAAGAAUUCGACUAAUAGAUUACGAAAAAAUGGUAGACGAAAAAGGUCAAAGAAUAGUUGCCUUCGGCAAGAUGGCAGGGGUCGCAGGAAUGGUCAACAUACUUCAUGGAAUUGGUUUGAGGUUAUUAGCCCUGGGUCAUCACACCCCCUUCAUGCACAUAGGUCCAGCCCAUAAUUACCGAAACUCCAGUAUGGCACGGCAAGCUGUUCGAGAUGCCGGUUACGAAAUAGCCUUGGGCCUGAUGCCAAAAUCCGUCGGUCCUUUAACAUUCGUCUUCACAGGAUCCGGAAACGUGUCCCAAGGAUCCCAGGAGGUAUUCCUCGAAUUCCCACACGAGUAUGUUCCACCAGAACAUCUCAAAAAAGCGGCAGAACACGGCAGUCCAAAUAAAGUCUACGGAUGUGAAGUAAGAAGUAGACACUAUCUCGAAAGGGCGGAAGGGGGUGGAUUUGAUAGAGAGGAAUAUAAACAACAUCCCGAAAGAUAUAUAUCAACAUUUAGCAAAAAUAUUGCGCCAUAUGCAUCUGUCAUUGUCAAUGGAAUUUACUGGGCAGUGAACAGUCCAAAAUUGUUAACCAUUCCGGACGCCAAACAUCUCCUCAAACCUGCUCACACACCUUGGUUACCUACAUCGAUCGGGGCACCAGCUCUGCCCCAUAGAAUGUUAGGAAUAUGCGACAUCUCCGCUGAUCCUGGAGGCUCUAUAGAAUUUAUGAACGAAAACACCACAAUUGACACACCUUUCUGUCUGUACGACGCCGACAGAAACAAGGAUACCAAUAGCUUCAAAGGACCAGGAGUUCUAGUUUGUAGUAUUGAUAAUAUGCCAACCCAAAUUCCCAGGGAGAGUACCGACUUCUUCGGAGAUCUUUUGUUCCCAAUUGCCAAAGAAAUAAUUCAAAAGUCCGAUGCUACCAGGCCUUUGGAAGAACACAGUUUUUCUCCUACAGUCAAACAGGCAAUAAUCGCAAGCAAUGGUGUCUUAACCCCUGAUUUUGAAUAUAUACAGGAACUAAGACAAACGAACGGAAAAUCGAGACCUCUCUCAGGAAUGGAUCAAUCAACACAACAAAAGCAUGUUGUCAUUUUAGGAGCAGGAAGGGUAUCCGCCCCUGUAAUAGAAUACCUCCACCGAAAACCGGAGACGGCGAUCACAGUGGCUUGCGAUAAAAAAGAACUGGCAGACAAUCUCGCCAAAAAAUUCCCCGGAGUUUACACGUCAUACUUGCACGUUGGUGCAGAUUCUUCAAGCAACCUCAGAGAACUCGUAUCCCAAGCAGACGUUGUGAUCUCCCUAUUACCCUACGAUCUCCAUCCCGUAGUAGCACGAACUUGUAUCGAGGAAGGCACCCACAUGGUAACAUCAAGUUACGUCAAAGAUGCAAUCACGACCCUGCACCAGGAAGCUGUAGAUAAAGGUGUGACCAUCCUAAACGAAGUUGGCUUGGAUCCAGGAAUAGAUCACUUUUUAGCCCUUGAAUGUAUCCAUAAUACUAAAGCCCUUGGAGGCCGGAUUACAUCAUUUGAGUCGUUCUGUGGAGGUUUACCUGCCCCUGAAUUCAGCAACAACCCCUUACGUUAUAAAUUUUCAUGGUUUCCUAAAGGAGUCCUACUAAACACUCUUUCCGCAGCUAAAUAUCUCCGAAAGGGUCAAAUAGUUAAUAUAAGUGAAGGUGGUGACCUUAUGGGUGCGGCAAAACCUUUAGAAUUUCUGCCAGGUUUUAAUUUGGAAGGUUUUCCGAACAGAGACAGUACAAUUUACUCGAAAUUAUACGGAAUCGAAGACGCUCUUACAGUGUUUAGGGGUACAAUCCGAUAUAAAGGGUACACGCAGGCAAUAAGAACGUUACAAUUGCUGGGACUUCUGGACCCCGAACCCAAUCCAAUUUUGCACCAUCAAGGUCCUGAAAUAACAUGGAGAUUUCUUAUAUGCAAUCUUCUGGGAUUGGAAGAUGAUAACAUUAUGUACGAAAAUCUUAAGUCUAAAGUUGCUGAAAUAACCGGGUCAGAAUACGCUGUUGAACUUUUAGAAGAACUGGGAAUGUUAGGCAAAGCAGGAGUUGUUAAACUAGGAUCUCCACUGGACACGUUGGCCUAUUACCUUUCUAGCAAAUUAUCAUAUGAAAAAGAUGAGAGGGACCUGGUAAUUUUACGGCAUGAUAUAGGAAUUGUUUGGCCUGAUAACAGAAAGGAAGUUAAGGGAAUUAAUUUGGUAGUUUACGGAGAUGCUAGUGAACAUUCUGCCAUGGCAAAAACUGUUGGAUACCCAGCUGCUAUAGCUACUAGAAUGAUUUUAGAUGGAGAAAUACAGCAGCGUGGAGUCAUUUUACCAUUUGCAACAGACAUUUACGAACCGAUUCUCUCUAGAUUACGAGCUGAAGGAAUAAUAAGCACUGAAACAUCAAAGAUAUUAUAAUUUUAAGAAAUGUUUUUUUUGUAAUACGAGUAAGGCUCAGACUGAGUUGUUUAUAACAUAAUGCCAAAAACAAGAAAAUAUACUAUUAUGAAAGUAUG